Molecule: messenger RNA, 1171 nt
Organism: Mucor mucedo
Lineage: Eukaryota; Fungi; Mucoromycota; Mucoromycetes; Mucorales; Mucoraceae
Exons: 8
Coding region: 126-1151 (341 amino acids)
Biological process (GO): post-translational protein targeting to endoplasmic reticulum membrane
Cellular component (GO): membrane; TRC complex
Molecular function (GO): molecular adaptor activity; protein binding
Source: RefSeq, a predicted model, not a curated record
AUUAUCACUCACUUUUUGGGACUUGUUAUUUUGGACUACACACACACACACAUAUACGCUACACACAUAUUUUUUUUCUUGAGGGUUGUUUAAUUUUUUUCAGCACCGUAACAAAAUAAAUAAUAAUGGCUACUGAAAAUAAAAAGGCUCUCGUCUACUCUAUUCUUGAAUUCUUGCAAAAGUCUUGUGAAGAUGGUACUAUUAACAAGGAUGAUACCGAGGGUAUCGAAGUUGCCAUGCAGUGCAUCGGUGAAGCCUUUGGUGUAGAUGCUGAGGAUGAAGCUCAAAAGCAACUUUAUUCUACAAAGCCUGCCAACUUGCUCUCUAUUUUCGAUGUCUAUCUCAAGACAAAGUCUUCUGCUUCCUCCAAGUCACCUGUUACUGUUCAAAAGGCUGCUAGUAAUGAAGAGAACAGAUUAGCUGCUGAACAAAAGAAGGCUUUAGGUAACCGUAAGGUCGCUGAACGUAACUAUCCCGAAGCCAUCAAGCUUUAUACUGAAGCCAUUGCCCUUGAUGCUACCAACGCUGUCUAUUAUGCUAACCGUGCUGCUGCUUAUAGUCAACAAGGUGAUCACGAGAAGGCUGUCAAUGAUGCCAAGAAGGCUGUUGAGGUGGAUCCCAAGUACAGUAAAGCCUAUAGCCGUAUGGGUCAUGCUUAUUUCUGUUUAAACAAGUUUGAUGAUGCUGUUGCAGCUUACGAAAAGGGUUUAGAACUUGAUCCCGAGAAUGCUACUCUCAAGUCUUCUUUACAAACUGCCAAGAUUAAGGCCGAUAGUAAGACGGUUGAGCGUUCUGUGCCUUCUCUUGGUGGAGGAGCACCCGGUGCCGGUGCUGGUGGUAUGCCUGAUUUCAGUGCUCUUAGUGCUGCUCUUGGUGGUGCUGGAGGUAGUGGUGGAGGAGCACCUGACCUUGGAUCUUUGUUGAAUAACCCUGCUUUAAUGGGUAUGGCUCAACAAAUGAUGCAAUCCGGUGCUCUUGAUAAUUUGAUGAACAACCCCAAUAUUGCUAGAAUGGCUCAACAAAUGAUGGGUGGUGGUGCAAAUGGAGGAGCACCUGAUCUUCAAGAGAUGAUGAACAAUCCCGAGAUGAUGAAGAUGGCCCGUGAUGCCAUGGCUGGAAACAACCCUUCUCCCGACAAUGAUAAGAAAUAAACAAUUUUUUUUUUAUAAAU